Molecule: messenger RNA, 552 nt
Organism: Aspergillus pseudoviridinutans
Lineage: Eukaryota; Fungi; Ascomycota; Eurotiomycetes; Eurotiales; Aspergillaceae
Product: cupin domain-containing protein
Exons: 1
Coding region: 1-552 (183 amino acids)
Source: RefSeq, a predicted model, not a curated record
AUGUCCUCCCGACCCAAGAAGAACAUUCGCCCCCUCAAACGCUAUAUCACCACUCACGAUGCCUCCGGCAAGGCCAUCUUCUCCAGCGCCCUGUCCGAGGAAAUGCCCGUAACCACCAUCCCGGAUGGCGCCGACUUCAGCCUCGCGUACACCUCCUCGCACUUCCCCGCCAAGCUCAACGACGAGGCCGACAUCCCAGAGUACGCGAGCUACCUCUCGAACCCGCCUGGCAUCGUGAUCAGCACGGGCUCCGUGUGCCGGAUCGUGGAUAUGCAGCCUGGGGCGACGAGCCCGAUGCACCGCACCGUGAGCCUGGACUAUGGGGUUGUGCUGGAGGGGGAGGUCGAGCUUGUCCUGGACUCGGGGGAGACGAGGCUGAUGAAGAGGGGGGAUGUGAGUGUGCAGCGGGGGACGAACCAUGCGUGGAGGAAUACGAGUCCGACGGAGUGGGCGCGGAUGCUGUAUGUACUUAUGCCGGCUGAGGAAAUCGAGAUUGGGGGGAAGAAGCUGGGGGAGGAGUUGGGGCAUAUUGGGGUUAGGCCUAGUACUUGA